UCACCAGACUCCGCCAUCUCUUCGACUUCACUCAGCAGCACAUCCCUAUACAUGGGUUUUGCAGCAUUCCUCGUUCAAAUUUGCCUGUUAUGACGCGAUUAAGCCAGGAUAUUUCGAUUCGGCUUUCUGUUACGCGAUGGACUCGGUUAGAGAGUAGUGGGACGUGGGGGUAUUUUAUUAUCUCUCAGACCGUGAUGAUGACGAUGAUGAUGUUAAUGACAUUAUGGAUGGAUUACCUGGAGGGAGAGGAGGCGAGGUUCUAUAGACAGAAGCUAUGCAAGACGGCUGAUAGCUAUUUAUAUAUAUCAAGUAGUUCAGAUAUCAUUCUAUCUAUCAUCUAUCUAUCUAUCUAUACGCUAUCUACGGACCCCAAAACAUCGAUACGGACUCCAUCCUAGCGAGCUUACUAGCUAUCCACCCAACGAACUGCUCUUAUCCACUCAAACACACCCCAUUAUUCAUCCAUCCAAUUCGGCUCGGUUCGGGAUCCAGACCUCGAGAAUAAUGUCACACGGCACACCG
Molecule: messenger RNA, 522 nt
Organism: Aspergillus heteromorphus CBS 117.55
Lineage: Eukaryota; Fungi; Ascomycota; Eurotiomycetes; Eurotiales; Aspergillaceae
Exons: 2
Coding region: 90-398 (102 amino acids)
Source: RefSeq, a predicted model, not a curated record